This is a messenger RNA of Stylonychia lemnae, 1914 nucleotides long. The record is from the annotation of a GenBank genome assembly. NCBI's taxonomy places the organism in Eukaryota, Ciliophora, Spirotrichea, Sporadotrichida, Oxytrichidae.
AUGACAACUAUAUCACAGAUUUUGGAAGGACUUUCUGAUACAUUUACCAGUACUGGCACAUUGAAUAGGAUUCUACAUUAAUAAGAUCAGCCAGAUUAUUAAGACUUAAGUGAUGAAGAUGAUUACAUGGAUGAAAUCUCUUAAGAAGCAAACGGACAGCUAGAAUAAAAUUAAAUAGAUAAUCAAGAGGGUAACUAGAAUACUAGCAUCCUAGGAUAGAAAUCAUAAAAGAAGUCAAGUGGGCCGAAAUUAGAAAAAAUCCUGGAAGAUGAUGAAUUUCUCCCUGAACUUCGUCAGAGAAAUGAAGAACUUCUCAAAUACUUAACUCUAGAUAAAGUAGUACAAAUGGUUGACUUUAUAAUUAUUGAACCUGGAUUCUCAGACUCUCCAGCAAGAUGCUUUAAAUUACCAUUUGUAGUUACUGAAGCUUUUAUAUGCGAUAAUGAUCAUAUAAAAAGGCUGAUAUUUAACACUGAGAAUACAGAGAUUUUGGACAAGCUUUUUUCCUUCAUUAGAACUCCAUCUAAUAAUGGUCGAAGAUUAAAUCCAACUCUAGGAGGUUACUUGAAUAAAAUUGUGUCCUUUUGGCUAAUAAGGGACUCAGAAUUAAUUCUAAGGUACAUUAUCAAAAAUAUCUCUAUAAUAGAGAGUCUAUUCAGCCAUCUUUAUCUGACUCAGUGUGUGACAGACAUUCUUGUCAGAUUGUGCACCGUUAAAAAUAUAUAAAGCAUUAAUCCAGAUGAAUACAGGCAAAUUAGAUCUGAAAUCAUUUAGCAUUGCGUCAACUCACUUGAGCAAUAUCACAAAGAUGAUUUCAUCACAGAGCUUUUGUUUGAAAUUCUUACUGGUAUCGUUAGGAAAUGUUAUCAAAUGUAUAAACCCAGAGAGUUCUUUGAUUCAUUAAUGUCUCCAUUUGUCCUCUAGCCAAUACUAGAUUUUAGCUUUUCAGGAGGUUAUGGAAGCAAAUAAGGUUCUGAAUUUCUAAAAUUGCUGUUUUUCAACAUGUUCAUAGCUUCCCCUAAUGAAGCAGUUUAGGAUGUCAUGGAAAUAAAUUUUGGGUUCUAAAUAACAUAGAUAGCUGGAUUGACUACUGAGGAGUUCAGUAAAAAAUAAGACUCAGGGGAGGUAGCUAAUUAGGUUGAGGAACAGAUUGAACAACAGCAAAAUAAAGAUGAAAAGCAAAUCGAGAAAAAAGAAUAAGCAACUGGUGAAUUCGAGACAAUGAAGCAGGAAGAAUUAAUGAAGCAGGCUCUUCUUUAAGGUGCAUAGAAAAUUUAUGAUAAAUCUACUGAUCUCAAUCUCUUACUGGUAUAAUAAAUAAUGAGCUUUUUUACCAGAUUUGAAAAUUUGUUGAAAUAAUAGGGUCUUAAGACUUUGACUAGAAUAAAAUUAUACGAACUUCUUGAAGUGCUUAUUUAACUUGAUAGCGAAGUCAUGAACAGAGGCUUCUUUGAAAAGAGAUUCACUGACAUUAUUAUGCAGUCAUGCUUCGAUCUAAAAGUGAAACUUUUUAAAGAGACCCAAAUGCUUUUUAGAUUUGCAAAGAGGCUUUCUUUGACUGAAUUUACAUUGAAAGAUAUUUAUUCAUUUAUUGGCUAGCUCGUCUUAUAUUUAUAAAAGUAGGCUCCGCUUAAGAAACUUUUAUCAGAAUGUGAGCCAAACUGGACAGCUCUACGUAAAGCAGUUGAAGAUGAGCAAGAACAAUUAAUCUAGAAUUGGGGUGAGAAGCAUCUAGAAAAUAAACAGCCUCGUCCAGUUCGUAAAGAAGACAUUAUAAGAAAGCAUGAGGAAGCUCAACAAACUGGUAUAAAUCUAUUAGAUAAGGGUGCUCUAUCUACAACCAAGAAGAUAGUAUCAACAAGUGUUCAAAGCAGAAAGAAGAUGAUGAUGAUGGAUGAUGCUCUUAAUAAAUGA